GGUCUCGCGGCCUCCAGGCUUGCACCCGAGUUCCGCCGCCAACCGAGGUCCACGCUACACGUUGCAGCAUCCAGGCCGCCGGCUACGCAGCAAGCAUGCCUCCCUACACCAUUGUCUACUUCCCAGUUCGAGGGCGUGGUGAGGCCAUGCGCAUGCUGCUGACUGACCAGGGCCAGAGCUGGAAGGAGGAGGUGGUGACCGUAGAGUCCUGGACACAGGGCCCGCUCAAGGCUUCUUGUCUGUAUGGGCAGCUUCCCAAGUUCCAGGAUGGAGACCUCACCCUGUAUCAGUCCAACGCCAUCCUGCGCCACCUGGGCCGCUCCCUUGGGCUCUAUGGGAAGGAUCAGCGGGAGGCAGCCCUGGUGGACAUGGUGAACGACGGCGUGGAGGACCUCCGCGGCAAAUACGUUACCCUCAUCUACACCAACUACGAGGCGGGCAAGAAUGACUAUGUGAAGGCACUGCCUGGGCAUCUGAAACCUUUUGAGACUCUGCUGUCCAAGAACCAGGGGGGCAAGGCUUUCAUCGUGGGUGACCAGAUCUCCUUCGCCGACUACAACCUGCUGGACUUGCUGCUGAACCACCAGGUCCUGGCUCCCAGCUGCCUGGAUGCUUUCCCCCUGCUCUCGGCCUAUGUGGCGCGCCUCAGUGCCCGGCCCAAGCUCAAGGCCUUCCUGGCCUCCCCGGACCAUGUGAACCGGCCCAUCAAUGGGAAUGGCAAACAGUGAAGUCUCAUGGGCCCUUGGAAGAGGGAAGGCUGUUCACCUCCCUUUCCCCAGGACCAAUAAACUUUCUAAGACCAAA
Molecule: messenger RNA, 804 nt
Organism: Fukomys damarensis (Damara mole-rat)
Lineage: Eukaryota; Metazoa; Chordata; Mammalia; Rodentia; Bathyergidae
Product: glutathione S-transferase P 1
Exons: 7
Coding region: 96-728 (210 amino acids)
Biological process (GO): glutathione metabolic process
Cellular component (GO): cytosol
Molecular function (GO): glutathione transferase activity
Source: RefSeq, a predicted model, not a curated record